Molecule: messenger RNA, 486 nt
Organism: Gongylonema pulchrum
Lineage: Eukaryota; Metazoa; Nematoda; Chromadorea; Rhabditida; Gongylonematidae
Source: the annotation of a GenBank genome assembly
AUGUUAGAUUUUGGAACGUUUCGCGGUGGCUUCCGCGGUGGACGAGGGGGAUAUUAUCGCGGAUUCGAUCGUGAUGGUGAACGGCCCGCAUUUCGUGGUGGACGCGGUGGUCGUGGUGGACGCCAGUUCGACCGGAUGAGUGGAUCGGACAGACAGGGACCCAGAUCACUGGAAAAGAAAGAUGGAUUUGGUAAAGGCAACUGGGGAACCGAACAGGAUGAACUGAACGCACAGACUGAACAACCCAACAACACUGCCGAUAGUCCUUACGUGCGUCGUGAGCCACGUACGAAGCGCCUCGACAUUGAAAUCAAUUUUACGGACGAGCAACGCGGCAGUCGUGGUGGACGUAUGCGUGAUGGUUUUAGAGGCGGACGAGGAUUUCGCGGUGGCCGUGAGGGACGUGGCGGCGGCGGCAGCGGCGCGAGACAAACUCAAACAUUUGAGGUGUCCCCGGAUGCUUUCCCGGCACUUGGAAGCCACUGA